AUGGCCAAAACCCUCUCAAAACCCACAUCCAUUUUAUUCAUGCUCUUCACCAUUUUCUUCUUCUCAACCUAUGUCAUCGCAGAUGAAGCACCCGUUUUCUCUAAAAAUUUACCUCCUUCAUCACUUGGACUUAAGCAACAGAAGCUAAGCCACCUCCACUUCUACUUCCAUGACAUUGUCAGUGGCCCCAAACCUACUGCUGUGCGAGUUGCACAAGCUGCCACAACAAACAAAUCCCCAACGGGGUUCGGAGCUGUGGCGGUGAUCGAUGACCCGCUGACUCUCCUACCAGAAAAUACCUCCAAAGUUGUUGGACAAGCACAAGGAAUUUAUACCUUGGCGUCGCAGAGUGAAGCAGCGUUGCUAAUGGUGUUGAACUUUGCAUUCACAGAGGGAGAGUAUAAUGGUAGCACUCUUAGUGUGUUAGGGAGAAACACUGUAUUCUCGACCGUCAGGGAGAUGCGGAUCGUAGGUGGGAGUGGUGUUUUCCGGUUUGCUCGUGGGUAUGCUCAGGCCAAGACUUACACGUUUGAUACCAAAUCUGGGGAUGCUGUUGUGGAGUACAAUGUCUAUGUCUUACAUUAUUGA
Molecule: messenger RNA, 588 nt
Organism: Quercus lobata
Lineage: Eukaryota; Viridiplantae; Streptophyta; Magnoliopsida; Fagales; Fagaceae
Product: dirigent protein 22-like
Exons: 1
Coding region: 1-588 (195 amino acids)
Source: RefSeq, a predicted model, not a curated record